AUGAAUAGUCUACGAUCCGAUAAUGUAACAUCAAAUCAUCUUGAACAUUUUAAUAACACAAAUGAUUUUAAAGAUUUUUAUACUUCUUUACCUAUAUCAUUAUAUCCAGAAAAUAGUCCAGUCAUUAUGAAAGAUAUGUGUAAAUCAAGAAAACAUAUACCGACUACAAUAAUUGCACCUGAUGGUUAUGUACCGAAUUCGCCGAUUCGGGUCAAACUGAAACCUUUGGGAAAAAAAGAAUCCUCUGAUGAAAGUGCUAACAAAAUAUUGUCAUCUAUAGUUUCAACGAAUAAUAACCUAUUAACAGCUAACGUUUUAAAUAAACUACCUAAUAUAAUGAUCAGUAUGAAAACUGAAGAGAUUGACAAUCCAGAACCAGAAGCUGGCAUUAUAUCAACACAAUCUUGUAGAAAUGUGAAUAAAGAUGAUUUUAUAAAAGAACAAACAACUACUCAUUUGGUUGAACAAAUUAAAAGGCAGACCACUCAACAGUAUUUUGAAAUGAAAAGAGAUAUAAAUGCAAAUGAAAUGAAAAGAAAAACACUAGUUGAAUCAGAGCAUCGACAAGAAACUACACGAGUAAAAGAUAACAAUUUAAUUGAUUAUCUAAAAAGAAGCGAUGAGAAAACAACACAAAAGAAAAGUGGGACGAGAAUAAGUCAUACUCUUCCCACUGGUAUGGUUAAAUCAUAUUUACAACAAAUGAGUAAAGAAUGGGGUACACUUGCUAAUGUAAUGACAGUAAUUCAUCAAGCAAUUAAACAAGAUCAAUCAAGUAUUUAUUUAUUGGAUAAGUAUUUCAAAUCAAUAAAUAUUAAAGUUUGUAUAAUUAACACUAUAAUUAGUCCUAAAUGGACUUUUCUUUAUUUAAGUAGUUUAAUUGGUAAUCCACAAGAAUUAAUGGAACAUAUUGACAUCAUGUUAAACUUAAAAACAACUGUAGAUAUUAUGAAUAGUAUAAGAACAAAAUAUGAAGGUUAUUUAGGAGACAAACAACAUUUAGACUUAUUUUUAUCUUCAUUUAAAACAACAAGAAAUAUACUACAAAAUCAUUUAAUUAAUAUAGGCCUACAUAAAGAAGAAGCUUAUAUGAUAAUAUACAAAGCUAUUUGUAAUGAUAAUGAUGCUAAAUGGAAGAUUAGCCAUUUAAUGAAUAUAAAAUUCCCUCAAAAAUUAAUUGAUGCAUUAAUAACAUGCAAUAAAAAGAAAUUAAAAAUUUUAAUUCAUAAAUCCAUUCAAAGAUCUAAAUCAUCUUCAAAAAUAGUUUCUUUGAAUUUAUCACCAUUAGAAAGAUUAUUAAAUGAUGAUAAUUCUAUGAAGGAAUUGAAUGAAGAUAAAAUAAAAAAAGGAGUAGUAUCCGAUACUAUUGAACAGCUGAAACAUUCAGAUAUUAUACAUAAUCAGUUACAAACAUUGUCUACGGUGACUGAAUGUUCAAGUGAUGAUAUUGUACAAACAGAAGUGAAGUCAAUUGACAUAAUAGAAGAAACAGUGAAACAAAUCAAUCAAUUCGACAUGAGCAAUUUAACUUCAAAGGAUACAACAAGACAGGACAAUUUUAACAUAACUAGAGUAUAUAAAACACUUGAUAUAAUAUUUGAAUAUGAUGAAAUGUUUCACGAAAAGAAAGCAGAUGAACUAGAUGAAAUGCAACAAAACAAAAUGGAACUUCAAACAAAAGAACUAAUCAAAUUUAACAAAUGGAGACAAACAGACUGCAAUAAAAUGCCUAAUGAAAUCUUAAAGAUAACAGGAUCUUCAUCAUUUAAUGAGAAAGAUCUUAGAUUAUACAAGUAUUCAAAUAAAGCUUUCCCAACAGAUAAAAUCAGUGAUAAAUCUGAAAAUUCUGAUGAGAAUGAUGAGUUGUUUGGAUCUUCUGGCGACAAACGUAUUUGUGAAAAUUUAAAUAUGUCACAUAGUAAACAUAUUAAAAAUGAUGCUUUAGAAAACAACAAAAUGAAAAUGUACUUGGUCGAACAACAACGCAGGUCAUCACCUCGUAAAAGAACUCCACAGGGUCAAAUGAAAAUAAAAGAAUUUCUUUCAAAUUCUAUAGAAUUUUCAGCAAAGCAAGUUAAAGAAUUGUCAAAGGUACCUUUCCCAUCUUUAAGUUUGGAAAGUCUUGAAUUAUCUUACCGCGAUUCAGUGAGACCAACAAAAAAUGGCAGAAAUCUUGCAGUAUUAAAGAGAAAUAUAAUGGCUAAUGAAACUACUAAAAUGUUAAUUAGCAGCAAAAACAGUCUCAAUAAACAAAGGACACCAAAAAAAGAGGGAGUCAAUGUAAUUAAAGCCCAAUACUUUACAAACUAUAAAGAAAAUAUGAUGAAUAAUAGACAGCAUCUUCUUAAAAGCACAUCAUUUAAUUUAGCAAACAGUAUAAUAAAUAAACACGGUUUUGUGAAAGGUAGUUUGACAAGUAGAAGUGAAGAGUCUUUAUUUGAAACAGCUUUAUCUACAAAAACAGGCCCAAUAAACCCGGGAUUACUUCCACCAACAAUUGUACAGAUACUACCUAAAAUAAGGGAAUUGAGAAAGCAGGAAAACUUCAGUCGAACUCCAACGUUCACGAAUUUGUUAAUGAACUUUCCGUGUACAAAAUCAAAACAAAUUAAACGGCAAAAUUCAGAAUUUGAUUUUUUAGUUAAAACGUCAUAUAAAUUGCCUUCAUUACAUAAUAAGGUAGAACAAGAAAAGAGAAAAUUAGAGGUGAAUAAAAUGAAAAUAACAAAUAAACUUUGGUAUAGAAAACAAAUUUCAGAAACUUCAAACAUUCAGGUAGAGCCUUCACUAACUAUCACGUCUCUUUCAAAAAUGGGAUCAAUUUCGACAAUACAACCAACUUCGUCAAUUACUUCACGAUCUACUUAUCAAGUAAUUCCGCAAAAACCUCAUAAAACACAGGAAAAAGCAAUAAAACCGUCAGAAAAUCCAUUAGAUUUAGAUAUCAGGAACUUUGAUUUGAAUUUCGAUACACAAAACUUUUUACAGUGGUUUGGCAAAGUUCUAGAGGCAAACGUUAUUUCAUCAUAUAAGCGAGAAGAUUUAAUGACAACACUUAAACUGGAAAAAGAUAGAAUAUCAACGUUAAAUCCAUUGUGUGUUAACCAAGGAAUACUAAAGCAACCACAUUUUGAACCAAUGUUUAGACAAAUAUUACUCAUGGAAUUAAGUAAUUCACUAUCUAUCAAAAGAAAACAAUCUAAGAAUAAGAAAUCAUUUACUUUGCCAAUAAUUGAUAUCCCAACACGAAAUGUAUCUUAUCAGACAUCAACUUCAAAAUAUAUGGUCAAGAAGCAAGAGAAUUUCCUAGUUCAUAAUGUAAACAUGCCUCUUGAUGAUUUGUAUAAAAAUUUUAAUUAUUCACAAGAUAAACUGUCAUUAAAAGAAUUAACGAAAAUCAAAACUGAUCGUAAAAAUACUUCAAACGCAAUAAACUUUCAGCAAAAGGAAACACGUAUCAUGGAAGAAAAAUCGAAAUGUUAA
Messenger RNA from Schistosoma curassoni, 3483 nucleotides. Lineage: Eukaryota; Metazoa; Platyhelminthes; Trematoda; Strigeidida; Schistosomatidae. The record is from the annotation of a GenBank genome assembly.